Molecule: messenger RNA, 447 nt
Organism: Lathyrus oleraceus (garden pea)
Lineage: Eukaryota; Viridiplantae; Streptophyta; Magnoliopsida; Fabales; Fabaceae
Exons: 1
Coding region: 1-447 (148 amino acids)
Source: RefSeq, a predicted model, not a curated record
AUGUUUGACAUAGGAAACUUGUCGUAUUUUCUAAGGAUGGAAUUUAAAGACGCAAGCUAUGGAGUGUUCCUGCACCAACACAAGUAUGCUCAAGAUAUCUUGAAAAUAUUCAAGAAGAGCAAUUGUAAUGCAACAGUUAGACCACUGGAGACAGGAGCAAAGUUGAAUAGAGAAACAAAUGAUGAGUUUGUAAAUGCAACAUUAUACAAACAAAUCAUUGGGUCUCUAAGGUACUUAUGUAGUACUAGAACUGGCAUUUUUCAAAGUGUUGAGUUUUUUAGCAAGUUUAUGGAUAAACCACAAGAAUGUGAUCUCACUGCAGUCAAAAGGGUGUUGAGAUACAUAAAGGAGACAAUGGAUCAUGGAGUUCUAAUGCCAAGGUAUAAGAUCAACAACAAAGCUGCAAAAGUGUAUUGUUAUACAAAUUCCAACUUCGGUGAAGACUAA